AUGAUCAAAGUACACGCUUUAAGUUGGAAAGCGAUGAGAGGAUGCAAGAUGGGAAAGCAUUGACUUGGGUCUUUCCCCCUGUGAGACCUCACUCUUCUGAGUCAGAGAGAGAGCGGGAGGGAGAGAGGUGCGGUGGUGCAGGUAUGAGGCACAACAUACAGACCUGGUGGUAAGUGGCUUGGCUUUACCUGCUUUACAUUCCACGCCCAAUUAAUGCUACCAACCACAGAAUCAACCACUGCUAUCUUAACAACCGUGAGAGGCCACCCGUGACUUCCAUUCCUCCCAAUCUCUUCUUCUCUAAUAUUCUCUACAAUCCAAACCCCAUUUCCACUAUCAUCAUGCACUUCAGAAACCCUAUAAAACCCCACUCCUCUAAAGUCCUUAUCCUCUCCGUGGCUUCUAUCCUCCUUCUCGCUCUUCUCUCCUUCCUCCUCUUCUUCUCCCUCUCCUCCGCCUCUCACCACCAUAGCCCUCGCCACUCCCCCCCGCAUUUCCCCCAACCCAUCACCCCCAGGCCCUCCACCGCCUCUGUUCCUCCCCAGAUCCACCAGGCCUGCGCCGCUACGCGUUACCCAGAAACCUGCGACGCCUCUCUGAUCGCAUCCAAUCGGGUCCCUCCCGACCCCAAGCCCAUCGAUGUCAUCCUAUCAGCCUUAUGGGUCUCCUUGGAGAAUCUCAAGACGGCGCAGUCCAUGGUGAAGGACAUCCUGGACGCAUCCGCAGGGAACCAGAAUCGGACGACGGCGGCGAAGAACUGCCUGGAGGUGUUGCAUAACUCCGAGUACCGGAUCUUAUCGACAAUGGAGGCUCUGCCACAUGGGAAGAUCAAGGACGCGAGGACCUGGAUGAGCGCGGCUCUACUAUACCAGUACGCUUGCUGGUCAGCGUUGACGUUCGUCAACGACACUCAACAGGUGAACAAAACGAUAUCGUUUUUAGAUUCCCUCCUUGGGCUAAGCAGCAACGGUCUAAGCAUGAUGGCAUCUUACGAUAUUUUCGGGAACGACAUCGGGUCCUGGAGGCCCCCCAAAACAGAGCGGGACGGCUUCUGGGAGCCUUCCGGGUCGAGCGAAGGAUCCGGAUUAGGGUUCAAAGGCGGAGUUCCGACUGGUCUUCGACCAGACGCCAUGGUGUGCAAGGGCGGCAACGGGUGCUACAAGACGGUGCAGGAAGCGGUGGACGCCGCGCCGGCUAAAGCCGGAGAUCGAAAGUUCGUGAUUCGGAUCCGAGAAGGGGUCUAUGAGGAGACGGUUCGGGUGCCGUUGGAAAAAAAGAACGUGGUGUUUUUGGGAGAUGGGAUGGGUAAAACGGUAAUUACGGGAUCGUUGAAUGUGGGCCAGCCUGGAAUUUCCACCUACAACACAGCGACUGUCGGUGUAAGUGGUGAUGGGUUCAUGGCUAGUGGUCUCACAUUCCAAAACACAGCCGGUCCUGACGCCCACCAAGCUGUAGCUUUCAGAUCAGGUAGCGAUUUAUCAGUGAUUGAGAACUGUGAAUUCUUAGGCAAUCAAGACACUCUCUACGCUGAAUCCCUUCGCCAGUUCUACAAAUCAUGCAACAUCCAAGGCAACGUGGACUUCAUCUUUGGCAACUCCGCUUCAAUCUUCCAAGACUGCCUCAUCCUAAUCCGCCCCAGGCAACUCAACCCAGAAAACGGGGAGAACAACGCUGUAACAGCACAUAGUCGAACAGACCCUGCCCAAACCACAGGCUUUGUUUUCCAAAAUUGUGUGGUCAAUGGCACCGACGACUACAUGAAGUUGUACUACAGCAACCCUAAAGUACACAAGAACUUCUUGGGGAGGCCAUGGAAGGAGUUUUCAAGGACUGUUUUUAUCCAGUGUUUGUUGGAGGCUCUUGUGACACCACAAGGGUGGCUGCCAUGGAGUGGUGACUUUGCAUUAGAAACACUUUAUUAUGGGGAAUUCAACAAUUCUGGAUUGGGAGCUAAUUUGUCUGCAAGAGUAACAUGGAGUAGCCAGAUUCCUGCUCAGCACAUAAACAUGUACUCGGUACAGAAUUUCAUUCAAGGUAAUGAGUGGAUUCCUACAACUUCUUGAUUAGUAACACCGGCCACAUUUGUAGAAAUAGAUUCAUCUGAGAGGGAGGUUUAGAUCCCUUCACAGAGAUAGAAGCUUUUAGUCCAUGUUGUACUCAAACUAUUAAUAGAGGAGAGAAAUUUCAAAGUUUCUGCCACGUA
Vitis vinifera (wine grape) is the source of this 2203-nucleotide messenger RNA. Its product is annotated as probable pectinesterase/pectinesterase inhibitor 51. Gene Ontology annotation, molecular function: pectinesterase inhibitor activity; pectinesterase activity. The record is from RefSeq and is a predicted model, not a curated record. Gene Ontology annotation, biological process: cell wall modification. Lineage: Eukaryota; Viridiplantae; Streptophyta; Magnoliopsida; Vitales; Vitaceae. The coding region runs from base 342 to 2063 and encodes 573 amino acids. The transcript has 2 exons.